UGUGGGAAAAUUACACAUGUGAUGUGUGUCGAGCACCUAGAUAUUGGCAACCUGACGCGCAAUUGUAUAAAUUUAUUCUGCUGGCUGGCUAAGUAUAUGCGUGUGUGCGCGUGUAUAUACACAUAUAUUUUCUGCGUAAGCCUCAAUGAGAGAGAAAACCUGAGAAAGAACGAGAGAGGAGAGAGAGAACACAAGAUUAGCUAUCAUAAUGUCACGUGUCUCUGCCUCGACUUCAUUUUUGUUUUAUCACGUGAAAAGGAUGAAAAAAAAUUAACUUCGUCGUUAAGUUUUACUAGAGAGAUCUACGUGCGAGCAGAUUAUCCGUAUCAUGGAGUUGUUCGGGGAAGUCUGAAAAAUCGCCAAAUCUGUACGUCCUGAAGCAAAUUGAGACAGAUUCGUGCACACACCAGCCUUGCGAGAGCAAUGAACGCGGUAAUCGCAUUGUGUACCUUCUGUGAGAUGCACGGACCUAAGGUGAUAUUUACCACGCAAACGUAUCGUAGCUACGACACACAAAAUACAGAGAAGCUAAAGUUUUACGGACCGAAAGAGGUGUUGAGACAAGGAAAUAUUCCCUUGGAGGAUGGACAAGACGAGUGCGAGGGUUGUCAGAGCAUCGGAAGUGUCAAGUACUUGAGCAACGAGCACGAAACGAGAACAUCCUUCCUGUCAGCUCAACAAUCUUUGAUACAGGAUAUAGGAAGUUUGUUAAAGCAUGCUUGCAUCAGGAGUCUGAGCUGCGAAGUACAUCCUGGUAAAGAAGGUGUUUGCUAUUUUGGAGAUGAGUACAGGGGGCAUGUUUUAAGUCAUACUUUUACGUUGAAAGAUGCCCAGGCGAGAGGAUUCAGGAGAUGGUGCAGUUUUAUUGUUUUCAUGAGAGACAAGCAAUUCUUGCUGAAUAUGUGGCCGUUUUUAAUUGACAAUUUGAAGGAGGUGAUCAAAGAGUUGCAAGAUUUUGCGGAGAAAAGAUACAAAGCGGAAGAAGCGGAAUGUCCUCAAAAGACGAUGAGACUUACAACGGCAAACAGCGGAGCAAGUUGCACCUCGAUCAAACAGUCCAGAACGCUUGUUGAUAUAACAAAUGAGAAGCACGUUUUUGUAAGAAUUCAUAUGUGGUUAGUAUGGAUCCUCAGCGCUGGUGCGAGGCAUUUCAUAGAAAUUUUCCCAAUGAGUUACUUAGAUGACGAACUUAAUUAUAAUUUCGAUCACCAAAUUGAGAUUGACGAAAGCUUCACUUUGGUGAAUGCCAAACUGCCGAUAAAUUUGAACUUUCACUCGGACAAUUCUGAAAUUCUGCCGGAGUUUUCCGAGAUCUCGGAAAAAUCCACAUCCGUGAUUCUGCGAGAUCUGAAACGCGAACUCGGUAAGGAUCAAUUUAGACAGUUGCUGUACGCCUGUCUGAUCGGCGUUCAAGUUCUGGUGAGAGGACCCAAGAUUCAGAGAUUAGAGUCGUUGUACGGACUCAGCAGCCUUGUGCCAAGAGCGUGUCGAAGAGUGAACGCACAAGCGUCGGAAUACACCGAUCCCGACACGUUUAACUUUAUCGGAAUGGACACCUCGGUGGCGGUUCCCAUGCCCUGUGCGAGCGUGUGCAGGUUAGAUAUAAUACUCAACGAGCACAAGAUCGAAAACGCCAAGUCCCACAUAGUCAAGUGGACCGGCGCCUUACCGGCGAAACUUCCGACCUUACUGACGAAAAUCGAAAAAUCGCUUGACAACGACAAAAUCGGAAAUUCGGUUCUCAAAGCGCACUUCGCAACUCUGCAGGAAGAAUGGGCUAAUAUUGCGAAGGUUGUUCACGCGAUGCGAGGACGAGGCCAUCGCGGUGAUCUCUCCGGACUCAUGCUCAGCCUGGGUGCCGGACCUCAAGACAAAAAGCUGCUGGACGCAUGGUCAAUGGGACUGCCAUCUAAUCCAGCUUAGAGUCUGCGGGGAAUUAAAUUUUAAUUUUUAUCGUAUUGCAUGUAGUAUAAUUGUCGGGCAUUGUAAUAAUUUAUUUACGAUUGUGCAAACGAUAUAUAUAUAUUUUAUUCGGACUUCUCAUCUCGCUUGAGAGGAAACGCUUACUGUGUGUUCAAGGUUGUGUGUCUUUUUUUUUUAAUUUAUAAUUUAGUUAACAAAAUAAAUGCAAGAUUGUUAAAAGGUGCCUUUAUACUGAGUCGAUUUAUUAAAUUUAAAACAUUUUUGAUGAGAGAAAGAGAGAAAGAAAGAGAUGGAGAAAAAAUUAUAUAUCGCGCUUAAAUUUAUUCAAAGAUAUUGAUCAAAUAAUAAUAAUUAACAUACAGAGUUUGAUAUUCCGAACGAAUGAUAAGUUUUGCGACAAUUUAUAGAUCUCGUGAUAUAUUUUAAAAUUGCAUAUUUAUUUAUUUAUACAUUCACAUACGUUUAAGGAAUAUAAUUUUUGAGAAUAUUUGAUGUGAUUGGGGACACAGGUGCGCGAGAUACGAAACUAACGCCAUCUGGAUAAAGAGAGGUAGACAUACUACUGUUCGUUGAUUCUCUCUCCCCUCCGCGUGCGACAUAAUAAAUAAAUUUAUACGGGCGGCGCGAGAGAUACCGCAGUAACGACGGCGACGAGGAGGCGAAGUGCACACGCGCGUAAGAAAACGAACUUCGACCAUGAGUACCGUUACCUGUAUCGCACCCGUUAAUAUUGCGGUUAUUAAAUAUUG
Messenger RNA from Pseudomyrmex gracilis, 2672 nucleotides. RefSeq names its product folliculin. Gene Ontology annotation, biological process: positive regulation of TORC1 signaling; positive regulation of GTPase activity; positive regulation of transforming growth factor beta receptor signaling pathway. Bases 424 to 1923 code for a protein of 499 amino acids. The record is from RefSeq and is a predicted model, not a curated record. The transcript is spliced from 8 exons. Gene Ontology annotation, molecular function: GTPase activator activity. Lineage: Eukaryota; Metazoa; Arthropoda; Insecta; Hymenoptera; Formicidae. Gene Ontology annotation, cellular component: cytosol.